AUGGAACUCAAUUCUUAUAAACUUAGCUCUGAGUUGCACGAUGACUUUAAGAUUGUUGACAGCUGGGUGCAUAACGGAUCUAAAUGGAUAGAAGAUAUUCAACAAUAUUACAAAGAAAGGAGCUCUAUUGAGAGAGAAUAUUCUCAGAAGCUUUCAAGUCUUUCAAGGAAAUUUGUUGAAAAAAAGAAUAAAAAGUCAUCACUUCUUUCCGUUGGCGAGAAUCCUACGAAAUCUGCUGGUUCUUUAGAAUGUGCUUCUCUGACAACAUGGUCGAAAAUAUUGGACGAACUUGAGCAAUCCUCGAAGAUUCAUCAGAAACUGGCGGAUGACUUUGUGUUGGAAACCAAUGAACAAGCUAAGCGAUUGGAAACAAACGUUGAAAAUUUAACGAAGUCUUAUGAUCAUCUUUAUGAAAAGUUUUUGGAGCAAAAAGAAUCCUUGUUGACCAUGGUUAAAAGAGCGAAAUCAAGUUACCAUGAAGCGUGCGAGAGUCUGGAAUCAGCAAGACAGAAACGAGACAAGCAUAAUGACGAAAAAACAGGGAAACUUUUUAGAAAUUCGCAAAGCGAUAUGUUAGAUAAGAAGAAUAUGUAUAUUCUUCGUAUCCUUGUCUACAACGAGCAUAUGCAGCGCUAUUAUCAAGAAACGUUACCAAAUCUUUUAGACCAUAUGCAAAGAUUGAACGAGUACAGAGUGAAAAAUUUAAAUGAUACUUGGAAAUCCGGAAUCACGUGUGAAAAAAAUUGUUAUAAAUCUUUAAGUGAAGAAGCAGAUGCACUCAUUUCGGAAAUUGACAAAAAUGAACCUUCUUUGGAUUCGGUAAUGUUUGGUCAGCACAAUGUUAAGGCUUGGAAUGAACCUUCGCCUUUAGCAUUUGAGCCUAGCCCAAUUUGGCAUGACACCGAUUCAUUAGUCGUAGACGGCACGAGUAGGAAUUUUCUUCGAAACACCUUGGUGAACUCCAAAUCUGAAAUACAAAAGGCAGAAGAAGAGUUGCAAAGCUUAUCCAAACAAUUGGAAGGGUCGCGAAUCGAUGAUACUACGGCGCUUGAGCAGUCGUAUGAAUCGAAAAUAGCUGCUGUCGAAUUGGAGAGCAAGGAGGUAUUAAUAAAAAACAGAGUUCAUGAUCUCAAUGUUCGUGUCGGCAAAAUAACUGAGAAAGCCGGAAAUAUUGAGGAAGGAAUGAACUUUCACACAUUCAAAGUUGCUAGUUUCAAAAUCCCUGUUAAGUGUUCCUAUUGCCAUUCUAAGGUUUGGGGCCGCGGUUUGUCAUGUGAGGACUGCGGAUACAAAUGUCAUCCACGUUGCCAAUUGUACGUCCCAGCCAACUGUGGCCAAAGUCCUAUUGAAGAUGAUCAUGAUGAAGCGAUGUCAAGUACGGGGGAUUUUGGCAGUAAUCAACGAGAAGGAUCAUUGCUCUCAUCCAAUCUCUACGAUACGUAUGAAGACGAUUAUACGAACAGUGUUGGAUCUCGCAACGAAUAUGCACCAUCUUUACAACAGACGCCUUUUAAUGACUCUGAAACAAUUCAUACUCAGCGUGCCGAAGAAGAAGAAAAACAAGUUACUGGUACAUUACUUUACGAUUUCACUGGAACCCAAGAAGGUGUCUUGAGCGCUUCCCAAGGUCAAACAUUCACUCUUUUAGAGCCAGACAAUGGAAGUGGUUGGAUUUCUGCGAGAAUUGGUGGUUUAGACGGUUUACUCCCGAGUACGUACGUGGAACUUGAAAAUAAUGCAGCUGGAUCAACAAACGGUACCGUUGAAACGGCGAAUGAACAGUACGUAAAAGCUGCUUUUGACUACGAAGCGCAAAGUGAACUGGAAAUUACUAUUCGUGAGGGAGAUGUAAUCCGUGUCACUCAGCGCGAUGCAGGAAAUGGAUGGUCUGAAGGCACCUUACAUGGUAUUACUGGACAAUUCCCAGCAAAUUACGUUGAGGAUAUCUAA
Molecule: messenger RNA, 1950 nt
Organism: Schizosaccharomyces octosporus yFS286
Lineage: Eukaryota; Fungi; Ascomycota; Schizosaccharomycetes; Schizosaccharomycetales; Schizosaccharomycetaceae
Product: diacylglycerol binding protein Bzz1
Exons: 8
Coding region: 1-1950 (649 amino acids)
Biological process (GO): regulation of actin filament polymerization
Molecular function (GO): protein binding
Source: RefSeq, a predicted model, not a curated record